AGGAUGCAAAGUUCACCGUUGGAUUUUUUUUUGGCAACCCAUCCCAUCUUUUUGCUCCCCUCCAUCCAUCCUCUGAGCUUGGUCUUUCACUCGGUGUGAGCCACACUGAGAGCGUCGCAUCAAGCCCAACCCGGGAUCGUGUCCGCCCAGCCCCGAGGCCCGAGUGCAGGCAGCUGUGUUGGUGCGCUCCAGCGGCGUCCUCCUGCAGACCAUGUGUGAGUGUCUCCGUGGAAUAUUCCGAGUCACCUGGACACCUUCCUCUGAUGCAGACUCUGACAGAGACGAAGACGACGGCCAUGUUUGCAGCACGAGCAGAGAUCAAGCUGUAAAAGAUAAGAGGCGGUCUCCCCCCUCCAGCAGACCCCCCACUGGCCCGCAGCGCAACCCUCACCACAGCAGCUCUGCAGAGGAACACGAGAGUCCAGAGAGAGUGGAGCAGAAGGAGAAACUCCAUGCAGAGUUGAAGCAGGUGCUGAGUCAGAAGAGAAGUCACCUGAGAGAGUCCACCUGUCAACUGGCCCAACCAGAGAUGGACCCAGGGGCUGACAAUGAACCAACUGUCGAUGUGGCGGUCUCCAAGCCACAGGAGAUCGUGGUGGAGACGGAGGCAGAGGCCGGAGCUAGCGGCUACAGCGUGACGGGUGGAGGAGAGCGAGGGAUCUUUGUCAAAGACGUACUCAAAGACUCGCCCGCCGCCAAACAUCUCAGUCUGCAGCAAGGUGACCAGCUGCUGAGCGCCAAGGUGUACUUUGACAACGUGAGGUAUGAAGAUGCUCUGAAAAUCCUCCAGUGUGCCGAGCCCUACAAGGUCAGCUUCCUGGUUAAGAGGACCGUCCCAGGAGCGGACAUCAGUGUGAGGCCCCGCGUGCCCAGUGUGGAGGUUAAAGGUCCCAAAGCCAAGAUGGCCAAAAUGAGCGUGAAGGGCACCAAGGCAUUCAAGGCCAAGAAAAAACGAGGCGGCCGCUUCGGUCUGAAGAGGCUGAAGGAGAAGCGUCGAGAGGAGCUGGUCAUCGAGGGAACACCGCCCAGGCUGGAGAUAAGUGACGUGGACGUGGAGUUUUCUCUCCCUAAAUUCCAACACAGGAAGAGCGCCCACCUGGAGGAGGCAGAAAGGGGUGCUGCAGUGAAGACAAAGAGGAAAAUCAGGUUUCCUCGCAUGAAGACAAAAGGUCAGACUGGAGGAAAAGACGAUAGCGGACGCCUGGAGGGAGCACUGAAUAUCUCCCCAGCUGAGAUUCCUGGAGCUAAAGCAAAAAGCAAAGCAAAAGGACACAAGUUUGGAAUCAGCUUUCCAAAGACCACCAAGUCUGGAUCUGUGGAGCUUAAGAAGCCAGAUAUGAACAUCCAGCCUCCAUCGGUGGAGUUUAGUCUGCCUGCUGGUCAAGAGGAGCAAGGAGCAAGCUUUAUUUCCCCUGAUGUAGAGUUUGCUUUUCCUUCCGGCAAAGCUGAAGCCUCUUUGCCCACUGGGAAGGGAAAGGUGGAAAUUAAAGCUCCAAAAGUAGAAGUUAGAGGAGCAGAAUCUGAAGCCACUCAGGGAAAAGUUGAAGUAGAGUCAGGAAAAGGAGAUGCUAAAGUCAGAAUGCCAAAGAUAAAACUUCCCAAAAUGAGACUCUCACAUCAUUUGGAUGACAGCGAUGAUCAAGGCGUCAAGGUUAAAGUUCCUCAAGAAGACAUUAAGGCAGAAAUGAAAGCUGAAAGUGGGAUUGAAGUGCACAUCCCCAAACCAAAGAUUGAAGCAGACCUUCCUUCCAUGAGCAUGCCUUCUAUUGAUAUAUCUUUACCCAAAGGAAAAGCUGACGCGGACAUCUCCGUGCCUGAACUGGAGCUGGAUGUUGGCAGAUUUCCUGAUGAGGUGGAAGGCACUUUUAAAGGACCGGAAAUUUCUAUGCCCACACUUGAUAUCUCUUUAUCAAAGAUGGGAUCCUCUGAUGGGGAAGUGGAAGGUUCUGGAAGUGCAGGGAAGUUUAGUCUGCCUUCUGUAGACGUUUCCCAACCCAAAGUGAAGGCAGAAGCUGGAGACAUAGACAUGGACGUUUACAUUGGUGGAGAUGGGAAGUUCAAACUGCCUAAUUUUAAUGUAUCCCUGCCAAAGGUCAAACCACAGAAAGGAGAAGUCCAUCUCAAAGGAGCAGAUGUUGAAGGAGGCGUCAAGUUACCCACUGUGGACAUGACUCUUCCCAAAGGCAAAGACCUUGACAUUGACAUUGACUUUUCUAUUGAAAGUCCUAAAGAUGGAAAGGUCGCUAUGCCAACUGUUGAUGUUUGCCUUCCCAAAGCUGUAGGAGACCUGGAUAUUGAAGGACCUGAUGUCAAAGGAGGAAAGUUCAAUAUGCCAACAUUGGAUAUUUCUUUGCCAAAAGCCAACCUUCCAGAGGGCGGAAUCAAACUGAAAGGUCUGGAAUACAGUGGAGCAAAGGUUGAGAUGCGUGACUUCGAUGUUUCACUUCCAAAAGGAAAAUCUGAGGGGGGUGUCAAUCUUGAAGGUGCUGAUGUCAAAGGAGGAAAGUUGAAAAUGCCAAAGUUUGAUGUUUCUUUACCAAGUGUAAAUCUCCCAGAGGGUGGUGUUAAACUAAAAGGUCCAGAACUCAAGGGUGGAAAGGUAGAAAUGCCAGACGUUGCUGUCUCACUUCCCAAAGGAAAAGUUAAGGGUGAUUUUGGCAUUGAAGGUCCAGGAAAGUUUAAAAUGCCAGCAUUAGACGUAUCAGUCAAUCUCCCAGAGAGUGGCAUUAAACUGAAAGGUCCGGAGUUCAGUGGAGGAAAGAUUGAGAUACCUGAUUUAGACAUUUCCCUUCCCAAAGGAAAAGUUGAAGGAGACUUUGACAUUCAAGGUCCUAAUGUCAAAGGAGGAACGUUCAAAAUGCCAUCAUUGGAUGUUUCUUCACCAAAAGUCAAUCUUCCAGAAGGUGGUAUCAAACUAAAAAGUCCAGACUUUGAGGGAAGGAAGAUUGAGAUUCCUGACUUAGAGGUUUCACUUCCCAAAGGAAAACUUGAGGCUGACCUUGAUGCUGAGGGUCCAGAGACGAUGGAGGGCAAGUUUAAAAUGCCAAAGUUUGAUGUUUCUUUACCAAAAGUCAAUCUUCCAGAGGGUGGACUUGAACUAAAAGGUCAUAAACUCAAGGAAGCAGCAAUGGAAAUGCCAGACAUUGAUAUCUCACUUCCCAAAGGAAAAGUUGAAGGAGACUUUGAUAUUGAAGGUCCAGAUGUCAAAGGAAGAAAGCUCAAAAUGCCAACGUUGGAUGUUUCUUUACCAAAAGUCAGUCUUCCAGAAGGUGGCAUCAAACUAAAAGGUCCAGACUUUGAGGGAACGAAGAUUGACAUGCCUGACUUAGAGGUUUCACUUCCCAAAGGAACACUUGAAGCUGACCUUGAUGUUGAAGGUCCAGAGAUAAAGGGAAGCAAGGUUAAAAUGCCAAAGUUUGAUGUUUCUUUACCGAAAGUCAGUCUUCCAGAGGGUGGACUUAAACUAAAAGGUCCAGAACUCAAGGAAGCAACAAUGGAAAUGCCAGACAUUGAUUUCUCACUUUCCAAAGGAAAAGUUGAGGGUGACGUUGACAUUGACGGUCCUGAUCUUAAAGGAGGAAAAUUCAAAAUGCCAAGAAUAGAUGUUUCUUUACCAAAAGUCAAUCUUUCAGAGAGUGAUCUUAAAAUAAAAGGUCCAGAACUCAAGGGAGGAAAGAUGGAAAUUCCACAUGCUGAUGUCUCAAUUCCCAAAGGAAAAGUUAAAGGUGACUUUGAUAUUAAAGGUCCUGGAAAGUUCAAAGUGCCAGCGCUAGACGUGUCUUUACCAAAGGUUAAUCUCCCAGAGGGUAGGAAUAAACUAAAAGGUCCACAAUUUGAUAUUUCCCUCCCCAAAGAAAAAGUUGAGGGAAACUUUGACAUUGAAGGUGGUGACGUCAAAGGAGGAAAGUUCAAAAUGCCAACGGUGGAUGUUUCUCAACCUAAAGUCAAUCUUGCAGAGGGUGGUGUUAAAACAAAAGGUCCAGACUUUGAAAGAAGGACGAUUGAGAUGCCUGACUUAGAUAUUUCUCUUCCAAAAGGAAAACCUGAAGCUAAUCUUGCUGCACGGGGUCCACAGAUGAAGGGUGGCAAAUUUAAAAUGCCGAAGUUGGAUGUUUCUUUACCAAAAAUAAACCUCCCAGAGGGUGGUGUAAAGCUUAAAGGUCCAGAGUUCAGUGGAGGGAAGAUGGAAAUACCAGAUGUUGAUGUCUCAUUUCCCAAAGGAAAAGCUGAAGGGGAAAUAGAUUUUGAAGAACAUGUUGGCAAAGGAGGAAAGUUCCACAUGCCCUCUGUUGAUAUUUCUCUUCCUAAAAUGAAAGCAAAAGUUCCAGAGAUGAAUAUUGAAGGUCCUGGCAUCAAAAGUGGAAAGGUCUCAAUACCAACUGUUGAUGUUUCCCUUCCCAAAGUUGAAAGAGACAUGGAUAUUGACGCUCCUGAUGUCCAAGGAGGAAAGUUUAAAAUGCCAACUAUGGAUGCUUCUUUACCAAUAGUCAAUCUUCCAGAGGGUGGAAUCAAAAUAAAAGGUCCAGAACUCAAAGGAGGAAAUAUGGAAAUGCCAGAUGUGGACAUCUCCCUUCCCAAAAUAAAAGCAGAGGGAGAAAUAGGAAUUGAAGGAAAAGUUGGCAAAGGAGGAAAAUUUCAUAUGCCCUCUGUUGAUAUUUCUUUUCCUAAAAUGAAAACAAAAGGCCCAGAGAUAAACAUUGAAGGUCCUGAUGUUAAAGGUAGAAAAGUCCCCUUGCCAACUCUUGAUGUUUCCCUUCCCAAAGUUGAAGGAGACUUUGAUAGUGAAAACCCGAAUGUUAAAGGAGGAAAGUUAAAAAUGCCAGCGAUGGAUGUUUCUUUACCAAAAGCCAAUCUCCCAGAGGGUGGCAUCAAAGUUAAAGGUCCAGAGUUCAGUGGUGCAAAGAUUGAAAUGCCUGAUUUAGAUAUUUCACUUCCCAAAAGAAAAGUUGAGGGUGAUGUGGAUCUUCAAUGGCCUAAUGUCAAAGGAGGUAAGUUCAAAAUGCCAACAAUGGAUGUGUCUUUACCAAAAGUCAGUCUUCCAGAGGGUGGAAUCAAAAUGAAAGGUCCAGAACUCAAAGAAGGAAAGAUAGAAAUGCCAGAUGUGGACGUCUGUAUUCCUAUAAUAAAAACAGAGGGAGAAAUAGGAAUUGAAGGACAUGUUGGCAAAGGAAGUAAGUUUCAAAUGCCCUCUGUUGAUAUAUCUCUUCCUAAAAUGACAACAAAAGAGAUAAACAUUGAAGGUCCUGACAUGAAAGGUGGAAAGGUCUCCAUGCCAACUGUUGAUGUUUCCUUUCCCAAAGCUGAAGGAGACCUUGAUAUUGAAGGUCCUGAUGUCAAAGGAGGAAAGUUCAAAAUGCCAAAGUUUGAUGUUUCUUUACCAAAAGUCAAUCUCCCAGAGGGUGGCAUCAAAUUUAAAGGUCCAGACUUUGGAGGAAAGCGGGAAAUGACAGAUGUUGAUGUCUCACUUCCCAGGGGAAAAGUUGAAGGAGAUUUUGACAUUGAAGGUCCCGAUGUCAAAGGACGAAAGUUAAAAAUGCCAAAGUUUGAUGUUUCUUUACCGAAAGUCAGUCUCCCAGAGGGUGGCAUCAACCUUAAAGGUCCAGACUUCGGUGGAAAGCUGGAAAUGACAGAUGUUGAUGUCUCACUUCCCAAAGGAAAUGUUGAAGGGGAUUUUGACAUUGAAGGUCCUGGUCUCAAAGGACAAAAGUUAAAAAUGCCAAAGUUUGAUGUUUCUUUACCAAAAGUCAGUCUCCCAGAGGGUGGCAUCAACCUUGAAGGUCCAGAGUUCAGUGUUACAAAGAUUGAGAUGCCUGAUUUAGAUAUUUCAACUCCCAAAGGAAAAAUGGAGGGUGGUGUUGAUCUUGAAGGUCCUGAUGUCAAAGGAGAAAAAUUCAAAAUGCCAAAGUUGGAUGUUUCACUACCAAAAAUCAAUCUUCCAGAGCAUGGCAUCAAGCUAAGAGGCCCCGACCUUGGAGGAAAGGUACAAAUGCCAGACGUUGACAUCUCACUUCCCAAAGGAAAGGUUGAUGGAAGCCUGGAUAUUGAAGGUCCUGAUGUCAAAGGAGGAAAGUUCAAAAUGCCAUCAAUAGAUGUUUCUUUACCAAAAGUCAAUCUCCCAGAGGGUGGCAUCAAACUAAAAGGACCAGAGUUCAGUGGUACAAAGAUUGAGAUGCCUGAUUUAGAUAUUUCAACUCCCAAAGGAAAAAUUGAGGGUGGUGUUGAUCUUGAAGGUCCUGAUGUCAAAGGAGGAAAGUUAAAAAUGCCAAAGUUGGAUGUUUCAUUCCCAAAAGUCAAUCUUCCAGAACAUGGCAUCAAACUAAAAGGUCCAGACCUUGGAACAAAGAUGGAAAUGCCAGACCUUGAUGUCUCACUUCCCAAAGGAAAAGUUGAAGGAGGCCUGGAUAUUGAAGGUCCUGAUGUGAAAGGAGGAAAGUUCAAAAUGCCAACAUGUGAUGUUUCUUUACCAAAAGUCAAUCUUCCAGAGGGUGGAAUAAAACUAAAAGUUCCAGAACUCAAAGGAGGAAAGAUGGAAAUGCCAGAUGUUGACGUCUCACUUGCUAAAAUAAAAACAGAGGGGGAAAUAGGAAUUGAAGGACAAGUUGGCAAAGGAGGAAAGUUACAUAUGCCCUCUGUUGAUAUAUCGCUUCCUAAAAUGAAAACAAAAGGUCCAGGGAUAAACAUUGAAGGUCCUGACAUGAAAGGUGUAAAGGUCUCUAUGCCAACUGUUGAUGUUUCCCUUCCCAAAGUUGAAGGAGACCUUAACAUUGAAGGUCCUGAUGUCAAAGGAGGAAAGUUCAAAAUGCCAAAGUUUGAUGUUUCUUUACCAAAAGUCCAUCUCCCAGAGGGUGGCAUCAAAUUUAAAGGUCCAGACUUUCAAGGAAAGCUGGAAAUGACAGAUGUUGAUGUCUCACUUCCCAAGGGAAAAGUUGAAGGAGAUUUUGACAUUGAAGGUCCCGAUGUCAAAGGAGGAAAGUUCAAAAUGCCAACAAUAGAUAUUUCUUUACCAAAAGUCAAUCUCCCAGAGGGUGGCAUCAAACUAAAAGGACCAGAGUUCAGUGGCACAAAGAUUGAGAUGCCUGAUUUAGAUAUUUCAACUCCCAAAGGAAAAGUUGAGAGUGGUGUUGAUCUUGAAGGUCCUGAUGUCAAAGGAGGAAAGUUCAAAAUGCCAACCUUUGAUGUUUCUUUACCAAAAGUCAAUCUUCCAGAGGGUGGAAUCAAACUGAAAGGUCCAGAACUCAAAGGAGGAAAGAUGGAAAUGCCAGAUGUUGAUGUCUCACUUGCUAAAAUAAAAACAGAGGGGGAAAUAGGAAUUGAAGGACAUGUUGGCAAAGGAGGAAAGUUACAUAUGCCCUCUGUUGAUAUAUCCCUUCCUAAAAUGAAAACAAAAGGUCCAGGGAUAAACAUUGAAGGUCCUGACAUGAAAGGUGGAAAGGUCUCUAUGCCAACUGUUGAUGUUUCCCUUCCCAAAGUUGAAGGAGACCUUAAUAUUGAAGGUCCUGAUGUCAAAGGAGGAAAGUUCAAAAUGCCAAAGUUUGAUGUUUCUUUACCAAAAGUCCAUCUCCCAGAAGGUGGCAUCAAAUUUAAAGGUCCAGACUUCGGAGGAAAGCUGGAAAUGACAGAUGUUGAUGUCUCACUUCCCAAGGGAAAAGUUGAAGGAGAUUUUGACAUUGAAGGUCCCGAUGUCAAAGGAGGAAAGUUCAAAAUGCCAACGUUUGAUGUUUCUUUACCAAAAGUCAAUCUCCCAGAGGGUGGCAUCAAACUAAAAGGACCAGAGUUCAGUGGUACAAAGAUUGAGAUGCCUGAUUUAGAUAUUUCAACUCCCAAAGGAAAAAUUGAGGGUGGUGUUGAUCUUGAAGGUCCUGAUUUCAAAGGAGGAAAGUUCAAAAUGCCAACAUUUGAUGUUUCUUUACCAAAAGUCAAUCUUCCAGAGGGUGGAAUAAAACUAAGAGGUCCAGAACUCAAAGGAGGAAAGAUGGAAAUGCCAGAUGUUGAUGUCUCACUUGCUAAAAUAAAAACAGAGGGGGAAAUAGGAAUUGAAGGACAAGUUGGCAAAGGAGGUAAGUUACAUAUGCCCUCUGUUGAUAUAUCCCUUCCUAAAAUGAAAACAAAAGGUCCAGGGAUAAACACUGAAGGUCCUGACAUGAAAGGUGGAAAGGUCUCUAUGCCAACUGUUGAUGUUUCCCUUCCCAAAGUUGAAGGAGACCUGAACAUUGACGGGCCUGAUGUCAGAGGAGGAAAGUUAAAAAUGCCAAAGUUUGAUGUUUCUUUACCAAAAGUCCAUCUCCCAGAAGGUGGCAUCAAAUUUAAAGGUCCAGACUUCGGAGGAAAGCUGGAAAUGACAGAUGUUGAUGUCUCACUUCCCAAGGGAAAAGUUGAAGGAGAUUUUGACAUUGAAGGUCCCGAUGUCAAAGGAGGAAAGUUCAAAAUGCCAACAUUUGAUGUUUCUUUACCAAAAGUCAAUCUCCCAGAGGGUGGCAUCAAACUAAAAGGACCAGAGUUCAGUGGUACAAAGAUUGAGAUGCCUGAUUUAGAUAUUUCAACUCCCAAAGGAAAAAUUGAGGGUGGUGUUGAUCUUGAAGGUCCUGAUGCCAAAGGAGGAAAGUUCAAAAUGCCAAAGUUGGAUGUUUCAGUACCAAAAGUCAAUCUUCCAGAGCAUGGCAUCAAACUAAAAGGUCCAGACCUUGGAGGAAAGGUACAAAUGCCAGACGUUGACAUCUCGCUUCCCAAAGGAAAAGUUGAUGGAAGCCUGGAUAUUGAAGGUCCUGAUGUCAAAGGAGGAAAGUUCAAAAUGCCAACCUUUGAUGUUUCUUUACCAAAAGUCAAUCUUCCAGAGGGUGGAAUCAAACUGAAAGGUCGAGAACUCAAAGGAGGAAAGAUGGAAAUGCCAGAUGUUGAUGUCUCAUUUGCUAAAAUAAAAACAGAGGGGGAAAAAGGAUUUGAAGGACAAGUUGGCAAAGAAGGAAAGUUACAUAUGCCCUCUGUUGAUAUAUCCCUUCCUAAAAUGAAAACAAAAGGUCCAGAGAUAAACAUUCAAGGUCCUGACAUGAAAGGUGGAAAGGUCUUCAUGUCAACUGUUGACGUUUCCCUUCCCAAAGUUGAAGGAGCCCUUAAUAUUGAAGGUCCUGAUGUCAAAGGAGGAAAGUUCAAAAUUCCGACAAUUUCUUUGCCAAAAGUCAAUCUCCCAGAGGGUGGCAUCAAACUAAAAGGACCAGAACUCAGUGGUGCAAAGAUUGAGAUGCCUGAUUUUGAUAUUUCACUGCCAAAAGGAAAAAUUGAGGGUGGUAUUGAUCUUGAAGGUCCUGAUGUCAAAGGAGGAAAAUUCAAAAUGCCAAAAUUGGAUAUUUCAUUACCAAAACUCAAUCUUCCCGAGCAUGGCAUCAAACUACAAGGUCCAGACCUUGGAGGAAAGAUGGAAAUGCCAGACUUUGAUGUCUCACUUCCCAGAGGAAAAGUUGAAGGAGGCCUGGAUAUUGAAGGUCCUGAUGUCGAAGGAGGAAAGUUCAAAAUGCCAACGUUAGAUGUUUCUUUACCAAAAGUCAAUCUUCCAGAAGGUGACAUCAAACUAAAAGGACCGGAGUUCAGUGGUGCAAAGUUUGAGGUGCCUGAUUUAGAUAUCUCACUUCCCAAAGGAAAAAUUGAGGGUGGUGUUGAUUUUGAAGUUCCCGAUGUCAAAGGAGGACAGUUCAAAAUGCCAAAAUUGGAUGUUUCCUUACCAAAAGUCAAACUAAAAGGUCCAGAACUCAAAGGAGGAAAGAUGGAAAUGCCAGAUGUGAAUGUUUCACUUCACAAAAUAAAAGCAGAGGGAGAAAUAGGACAAGGACAAGUUGACAAAGGCGGAAAGUUUCAAAUGCCCUCUGUUGAUAUUUCUCUUCCUAAAAUGAAAACAAAAGGUCCAGAGAUAAACAUUGAAGGUCCUGACAUGAAAGGUGGAAAGGUCUCAGUGCCAUCUGUUGAUGUUUCCUUUCCCAAAGUCGCAGGAGACCUUGAUAUAGAAGGUCCUGAUGUCAAAGGAGGAAAGUUCAAGAUGCCAAAGUUGGAUGUUUCUUUACCAAAAGUCAAACUCCCAGAGGGUGGCAUUAACCUGAAAGGUCCAGACUUUGGAGGAAACCUGGAAAUGCCAGAUGUUGAUGUUUCCCUUCCCAAAGCUGAAGGAGAUUUUGCCAUUGAAGGUCUUGAUGUCAAAGAAGGAAAGUUCAAAAUGCCAUUAAUAGAUGUUUCUUUACCAAAAGUCAAUCUCCCAGAGGGUGGCAUCAAACUACAAGGAUCAGAGUUCAGUGGUGCAAAGAUUGAGGUGCCUGAUUUAGAUAUCUCACUUCCCAAAGGAAAAGUUGAAGGAGGCCUGGAUAUUGAAGGUCCUGAUGUGAAAGGAGGAAAGUUCAAAAUGCCAACAUUUGAUGUUUCUUUACCAAAAGUCAGUCUUCCAGAGGGUGGAAUCAAAAUGAAAGGUCCAGAACUCAAAGGAGGAAAAACGGAAAUGUCAGAUGUGGAUGUUGCACUUCCCAAAAUAAAAGCAGAGGGAGAAAUAGGAAUUGAAGGACAUGUUGGCAAAGCAGGAAAGUUUCAAAUGCCCUCUGUUGAUAUUUCUCUUCCUAAAAUGAAAACAAAAGGCCCAGAGAUAAACAUUGAAGGUCCUGACAUGAAAGGUGGAAAGGUCUCCAUGCCAUCUGUUGAAGUUUCCAUUCCCAAAGUUGCAGGAGACCUUGAUAUAGAAGGUCCUGAUGUCAAAGGAGGAAAGUUCAAAAUGCCAACAUUUGAUGUUUCUUUACCAAAAGUCAAUCUUCCAGAGGGUGGCAUCAACCUGAAAGGUCCAGACUUCGGAGAAAAGCUCGAAAUGCCAGACAUUGACGUCUCACGUGCCAAAGGAAAAGGUGAAGGAUACUUGGAUAUUGAAGAUCCUGACGUCAAAGGCGAAAGGUUCACAAUGCCAACUUUGGAUAUUUCUUUACCAAAAGUCAAUAUUCCAAAGUUUGAUUCAAGUUUGGAAGGACCAGAUAUCAAAGGAAAAAAUAAAAUGCCAAAAGGAAAGGUUGAAGCUGUCCUUGAUGUUGAGGGUCCAGAGAUGAAGGGAGGACAGUACAAAAUGCCAUCGUUUGAUGUAUCUUUACCAAAAGUCAAUUUUCCAGAGGGUAGUGUUAAAAUAAAAGGUCCAGACUUUAGAGGAAAGAUCGAAAGGCCAGAUGUGGAUGUCUCACUUCCCAAAGGAAAAGCUGAAGGAGAAAUAGAAAUUGAAGGUCAUGUUGGCAAAGGAGGAAAGUUCCAUAUGCCCUCUGUUGAUAUUUCUCUUCCUAAAAUGAAAACAAAAGGCCCAGAGAUAAACAUUGAAGUUCCUGAUGUUAAAGGUAGAAAAGUCCCCAUGCCAACUCUUGAUGUUUCCCGUCCCAAAACGAAAUCUACAAAAGUGGAUGUCAGCUUUGAUGGUCCUGAUGUCAAAGAUGGAAAAGUCACCAUGCCUGGAAUGAAAGAAGAUAUUCAUCCAGCCACAUUUGAUGUUAAAGGUGUGGACAUUAAGACAGGUAGUGUAGAAGGUCCAAGUUCAUCUCUUAAAGUUCACACUGUCAAACUGCCAACAGUGGACAUCUCUGCUCCAAAGGUAGACCUAGACUUCGGCAUCUCCAAGCCAAAAGGUGAUGAUGUGGAAGUGGCACUUUUGAAGGCUGAGGGAAGUCGGCCUUCUUCAGGAGGGAGCUUUGAUUUACCCAGUGUCUCUCUCAAAGUCCCCAGCUUUUCUCUUCCGAGGUUUGGUGGGAAGUCCAAGAGUGGAAAUCUGGAGAUAUCAGGACAGCGCAGUGAGGGGGACAUUUCUCUCAAAGCACCUUCCAUGGAGUUGGACCUAGAUAAAAACACUAAGGGGAAAAAAAUUAAACUCAAAAACCCUUCUUGGGGAAUAGCUAAAGUAGAUGCAGAUGUGUCCGUGUCUUGUCCUGAAUUAGAUGUUAAUUUAAAAAAGGGAGCAAUUGGCGUUCCUAAAUCAGAUGUUCAACUCCUGGAGGCCAACAUGGAAGGAAAAGGUCGCUUCCAUGCACCUGAUGUCACCAUCAAACUACCAAAGUUCUCCAUGCCAGCAUUUGGUUCAAAGGAUGGAGAUUUAGGAAUGCCAAGUGGUGACCUUGAAACUAAGGCUAAGGUCAAGAUGCCGUCUGUGGAGCUGUCACUUCCAGCCUCUAAAUCACCAGAAACUGAGGUUCUUCUCCCCAAAGCAGAAGUGGACGUAUCAGACGCGGACAUCAGAGCCUAUGAGGGAGACUUGAAAAUCCCCAAGAGACCUGCAAUUGAUGUCUCCAUCCCCAAAGUAGACCUGGCUGUGACACUUCCCAAAAUAAAACAUGACCCCAGUUAUGAGAAGGAUGGAGCCAAAUUCAAGAUGCCUGAUGUUGGCCUGUCCCUACCUAAAGGAAAAGUAGGCAAUAUUGAAGGCAGUCGUGGAGCUGAAGUUGAGGGGGGGAAGUUCACAAUGCCUCACAUAAGCAUUCCUGAUGUGGACAUAUCACUUCUGAAAGGAAAACCUUCAAAAACUGAAGAACCAGAAGUUGAACUUAAAGGAAAGCUAAAAAUGCAGCCAGUGGAUGUGUCCCUCCCCAAGGCACCACAUGUUGACAUACAUGGAGGCGACUUGAAGACUCCACAUGCUGACAUUAACCUGCCAGGAACAAAAGCCGGAGCAAAAAUUGAAGUUGACACAAAAGUCCUUUCAACAGAUGUGGACAUUGAUGUGAGUCUCCCUAUAGCCAAACAAGACACAGGCAUCAAAGAGAAAGUUGAUGCGCAUGCUGAAGGAGCGCAUUCAGGCCUGAAACUGAAGAUGCCGACGCUGGACAUCAAAGGUCCGAAAGGAGACCUGGAGCUGGAUUUAGGACGAGGCAAAGGAGAGGCCACAACUGAAGGCAGCAGCAAAGUCAAAGGGCCAAAAGUGAAAGGAACAAAGUUUAAUAUUGGAAUGCCAAAAAAGAAAAAUGGUGGAGGCGUAACAAUAUCCCAAAAUGUUAAGUAUGAAAUCGACAUUGGUAAACCUGGAAUUUCUGCUCCAACAUCCACAUCCCACAACGGACACACAGGGGGUCCAAACAUCCAAAUGGAAGGUGUCACGUUACCAAGUGGCUCAGCCAGUAUGGGGACAGGAGGAGGAAGUGGCCUCCCAAGGAUUCCAGACAUAGACUUUGACAUUGGCACAUCACAAGAUGAAGAUGAGGAAAGGAAGGUCAAAAUUCCAAAAUUUGGUGUUCCCUUACCCUCUAUGUCAUCCCCUGAAGGAAGGAUGGAGUUAUGUGGGCCAGAGAUCAGAUAUGAGGGCCCCAAGGUACCCAAGGUGAAAAAAGCCGUUUUUGUUUUAGUAAAUCCACCUCAAACAGAGGAUGUCACUUUAUCUACAGGUGAUACUAUCCAGAAGACAACAAAGAUCCAACCAAAGUCCAUAGAAACAUCUGUCACACAGGGAGGAACUGUUAGAAUUCCUGAAAUGUCAGUCAGUGCUGGAAAAUCAGGGUCAGCUGACGUCACGCUCAAGGCAGAAGGUUCAAGUUCAAGUCCUCACAAGGUCUUCAAAGAUGACAUAAGCACAGUGAGCGGAAAGGUCAAACUUCCAAAGGUAGAAUUCACAUCUCAUUACGGAAAGAAGACUGCAGCAGAUUCCAACCUGGAAAUGAGAAGCAAAGUGGUUAAACAUUCGUCAUCAGGGGAAAUUGACCGAGGCCCUGCAGGGCUUCAGCUAAAACCCAGCAAGAUUUCAUUUGAAGGUUCUCAUGAGGACUCCUCAGAGGAAGUUGUCUCACACUCUAGGACGGAAAGGCUGGAGAGGGACAGCUCCGGUUCUCCUUCUGGUUUUACUGUGGAAUUCAGCUCAGCAAAGGUCCAAACCUGGAGCAAGGUGGGCACCAAAGGAGACUCCCAAGAGGGAGAGUCUUCGCCCUGGUUCAAGGCACCAAAGUUCACCCUGAAGCCACACUCCACAGGCUUCCUCCAGAUCACUCCAGAGGGGUCUCCUCAGGCCCAGCGCCGAGGAGAGGUGGGGGGAGAGGCCAACGUAUCGGGGUCCUUCUGCAUGCACACGUCAGACGUGGACGUCACCACCCGGGAAGUGUCUUCCUUGGGGGGAGGGGCCGUCACCACCACGACCAAGACAUCCAGGAUUACGCGGCACUCCACGCCGGCCGGGACGCGGACGGGCGAAUCGUUGGUGAGCACUCGCCAGCCCUCAGACCUCUGAGGAGGACGUGAAUGUCUUCUUUUUUUUCUACUUUGCCAGCAUUAACAGUAGAGUAAUAUAUAUUUACCUUUUCAUUAUAAUUGUGCCUUUUUUGUUACUCCUGCUCAAAGUGUGUUAGAAUAGUUGGUGUUAAGAUUUCACACUAAAUGUGAUUCUUUUAUGUUAAGUCACAGAAGUUCCAUUUACUGCCAGAGGACAAUGUAAAUACAAGUCAUGUAUGGAGCUAAAGGUCUUUUUUUUGCAUUAUUAGCAUUUUCUCUGAGAGUUGCAGUCACAAUUGCUUUUGUUUGUACUUAUGCUUCUUUGCAUUUUGUUUUUUUAAGCAUUUAGCCUGUCAGUCAUGCCCAAACAUACUUUUUUUUGUAUCAUCAUCAGUAACUGUAAAGCUUCCAGCGGCUGGCUGUCAAACAUUUCGUUCAAACUGCUGCUUUUUUAGUUCACAUUUCUAUUUUUCAUGCACCGCCAUUGCCACUUUCCGACAUUCAGCUCCUUUUUAGAGAACAUCAGGUUGUGCAAAAAGUUGGGCAUGUGCAUUCAAAAGUUUAGAGAAGGUCAAAUUAAGUUCGCCUGUAAAGGUUACAGGGCAUUUUAGCUUCAUCCUGAAAUUUCACCCAAAAGAUCAAUAUCCCUAACUUUUUGUGAGCAGAGUAGAUGCACUCACAAGGCAGAUCAUUCCUUUUGAUGAUCUGUAAUCACAGAUUAAUAAAAUUGAGCCGGACUUUGGACACUCCUGCUCGAUGGACACUACUUUAUCAGCUUUCACUCCUUUUGGAUUUUUUUUUUUUAAAUAGGAAUUUUGUCCAUUUGUGAGUCCGUUUAAGAACCUACAUCAGAAAUGGACCGUCCCCAAAGUGUUCCCACAACACUGGAAGCACGCAAUGUCUCGCUAAGAUGAAGAAUUAAGAUUCACGGACAACUAAACAGUGUCUGAUUGAUUCCUACAGUGAGUUCUAAACCCACUUACUCUCGCCCAAAAUCAUAAAUGAAGCAUUAUUAUCUUGGGAAUACAACUAACAUCUAACAUGUGCAGUCAGUCAAUUUGCGAACCUUUCAAGUGGACGUUGUAGAAUGUACACAUCCGGUUUAUGACUUUGGCUGGCUUUCCUUGCUGUGCCUGUUUUGCAGGUGAACACAUUUGAUUUUUUUUUCUCAAUGUUUCAAAUGCUGGAUGAAGUUACGUUAUGUUGUGUAGAAAUGAUCUUCCAUUAUGGUUUGGUCAUAUAGUUUAUUUUAUUUUUGUUUUUUGUUGUGUAAGUGGCACGUGUUGUGUCCUCAAAUGCAUUGGAGAGAUUGUUGGUUAAGAUAAAUAAAAUAAUAUAUUCAUGCAAAAAAGGUUGUUCCAGUGUUGU
Dunckerocampus dactyliophorus (ringed pipefish) is the source of this 15549-nucleotide messenger RNA. It is a transcript of the gene prx, whose product is annotated as periaxin. The record is from RefSeq and is a predicted model, not a curated record. The coding region runs from base 212 to 14200 and encodes 4662 amino acids. NCBI's taxonomy places the organism in Eukaryota, Metazoa, Chordata, Actinopteri, Syngnathiformes, Syngnathidae. Gene Ontology annotation, cellular component: costamere; nucleus; cytoplasm. Gene Ontology annotation, molecular function: protein binding. Gene Ontology annotation, biological process: regulation of RNA splicing. The transcript is spliced from 9 exons.